Molecule: messenger RNA, 1605 nt
Organism: Hevea brasiliensis (rubber tree)
Lineage: Eukaryota; Viridiplantae; Streptophyta; Magnoliopsida; Malpighiales; Euphorbiaceae
Product: WAT1-related protein At3g28050
Exons: 8
Coding region: 163-1224 (353 amino acids)
Cellular component (GO): plasma membrane
Molecular function (GO): transmembrane transporter activity
Source: RefSeq, a predicted model, not a curated record
AAUUUGAUUCUUGAUUUUCUAUAUUUACAGCUAACAGUACCGUGACGGCUCUGAAAAUCUUAAGACAGAUUCCAGCCAAUAAAAUUCCUGAGAUCGUGGGUGUUAACUGAGAACUCUAAUCUAAUUUCUCAAGAGUAGUUUUAUUGUGUGUUGACAAACGAGAUGAAGGUUUCAUUGCCGUUCGUGGGGAUGGUAAUGGCAGAGUGUGCCCAAGUUGGGCUUAUUAUAGUAAGCAAAGCAGUCAUGUCUAAAGGCAUGAGCAGUUUCAUCUUUAUCUGUUACUCUAAUGCCCUUGCCUCUCUCAUCCUUCUCCUUUCUUCUUUGCUCUUCCACAGAUCACAGAGGCCUCCACUCACCUUCUCAAUUGUCUGUGGAUUCUUCUUGCUUGGUCUAUUUGGUUUCUUGGCACAGCUUUUUGGGUAUACUGGGAUUAACCUGAGCUCUCCUACUCUUGGCACAGCCAUGCUCAACCUCGUUCCCGGUUUUACCUUUGUGCUUGCUGUUGCCUUCAGGAUGGAAAAAGUUGACUGGAGAACCUUUACAACCCUAGCUAAAUCCAUGGGAACCAUAGUAUCAAUUGGAGGGGCAUUCAUUUUAACUUACUACAAAGGCCCACCAAUUUGGAUGACCCGCUUUCCUUUAAACUCCUCUCCUCAACUUUUUGUGCAACUGUCAAAUUGGGUUAUUGGAGGAUUGCUACUUGCAGUUGAUUGUGUUAUGACUUCUGCUUGGAUCAUCAUACAGGCAUUGAUCCUCAAGAAAUACCCAGCAGAACUGAUUGUUGUCUUUUUUUACUGCUUCUUUGUGACAAUUCUGUCUGCAAUAGUUUGUUUGGUUGUAGAAAGAGACCCUUUUGCUUGGAGCUUAAAACCUAAUAUGAGAUUGGCUGCUGUUUUGUACUCGGGAGUCUUUGGGUCAGCAUUCCAAGUUGGCAUUGUUACAUGGUGCCUGCAGCAGACAGGGCCUGUUUUUGUUUCUAUGUUCAAGCCCUUGGGCAUUGUCAUUGCGGCUGUUGCAGGUGUCAUCUUCUUGGGGGAUACCUUGUACCUUGGGAGUAUGGUUGGAGCAAUUGUGAUAGUCAUCGGGUUCUAUGCGGUGAUGUGGGGAAAAGCCAAAGAAUGGGAGAUAGGUGUGGAUGCUGGAGUGAGGAGCUUUGAGUCAAGCAGCCAAAAAGUCCCUCUCCUGCAAAGCUAUAUUCAAGAAAAUACAAGUGUUGUGCAAUGACCAAAGUAAGAUAUCUCCUUUUGCCAAACCAAAUGGAAAGGAGGAAGAAGUCCACAGAGAACAUGUAAGAUGCAUGGUUUCUGUAUGAUGUAUAUAGAACUAGAUAUGGAAGGCACAUUCAAAGAUCCAAGCAUGUGAGAAAGGCAACUAGAAUUGUGAAAUAUGACCCGUUUACUCUUGGCCUGUGGGCUCAAUAACAUUGGCUCAUCUAUACUGAGAUUCAAAGGAAGAGCCUGAAAGCAGCUUGGAAGUUGAUAAGUAAUAAAGUGAGAACUAAACAGUUGGGCUCAGGGUCAGCUUACUGUCUAAAAAUGACAUUGAAAAUUUCCUCAUUUCAACUUAUUUUUAAUAAAAUUUUAUAUAAUUAUUUUCUCACGACUA